CAAAAAAAACGAGAUGGUUGACCAGGCAGUAUUGGACAAGUUGGAAGCUGGGUUCAACAAGCUCGCUGCAUCUGACAGCAAGUCUCUGUUGAAGAAGUACCUCACCAAGGAAGUAUUCGACGCCCUGAAGACCAAGAAAACCGGGUUCGGGUCGACUUUGCUGGAUGUAAUACAGUCCGGAGUCGAGAACCUGGACUCUGGUGUCGGGAUCUACGCCCCAGACGCCGAAUCCUACACUUUGUUCGGCGACCUCUUUGACCCCAUCAUCGACGACUACCACGGCGGAUUCAAAAAGACUGACAAGCAUCCACCAAAAGACUUCGGCGACGCUGAUACUCUUGGAAACCUCGACCCGACUGGUGAAUACAUCGUGUCAACUCGCGUAAGAUGCGGUCGUUCUCUCGACGGCUACCCCUUCAACCCCUGCUUGACAGAGGCUCAGUACAAAGAGAUGGAAGAGAAAGUCUCCAGCACCUUGGGCGGACUCGAGGGCGAACUCAAGGGAACUUUCUACCCGUUGACUGGAAUGAGCAAAGACGUCCAGCAAAAGCUCAUCGACGAUCACUUCCUCUUCAAAGAGGGUGACCGGUUCCUCCAGGCUGCUAACGCCUGCCGAUUCUGGCCAACAGGUCGCGGUAUUUUCCACAACGACGCUAAAACUUUCCUCGUUUGGUGCAACGAAGAAGAUCACUUGCGUAUCAUUUCAAUGCAGAUGGGUGGUGAUCUUGGACAGGUCUACCGUCGUCUCGUAACAGCAGUAAACGACAUUGAAAAACGAUUGCCUUUCUCUCACAAUGAACGUUUCGGUUUCUUGACAUUCUGUCCAACGAAUCUUGGAACAACAGUCCGCGCUUCAGUUCACAUCAAGCUCCCGAAAUUGGCCGCCAACAAGGCCAAGCUCGAAGAAGUCGCAUCUAAAUUCAAUCUACAAGUACGUGGUACCCGCGGAGAGCACACCGAAGCCGAGGGUGGAAUUUACGACAUCUCAAACAAACGUCGUCUUGGUCUCACUGAAUACCAGGCAGUCAAAGAAAUGCACGACGGUAUCGCCGAGCUCAUUAAGAUCGAGAAAGAGCUCUAAACCGCUUAAUUAAUAUUUAAUU
Molecule: messenger RNA, 1103 nt
Organism: Microplitis mediator
Lineage: Eukaryota; Metazoa; Arthropoda; Insecta; Hymenoptera; Braconidae
Gene: Argk1
Product: arginine kinase
Exons: 3
Coding region: 14-1081 (355 amino acids)
Biological process (GO): phosphocreatine biosynthetic process
Molecular function (GO): creatine kinase activity
Source: RefSeq, a predicted model, not a curated record